Molecule: messenger RNA, 1628 nt
Organism: Tribolium castaneum (red flour beetle)
Lineage: Eukaryota; Metazoa; Arthropoda; Insecta; Coleoptera; Tenebrionidae
Exons: 6
Coding region: 140-1567 (475 amino acids)
Source: RefSeq, a predicted model, not a curated record
AUCACGUCGGUGGGUGUCACGUCUCUACUUGUCAUUAUUUUUGUUGUCGCACAUUUUUUUCUCUCUUGAAUGUUAAUAAAUGAAGCAGUGCCCGUCAAUAUCCAGCUCCAGCUCUUGAGUGGUCUCAUUAAGGUCCAAGAUGUCUUACGGUUACGUCCCCCAGUACGUAACGGAGGAGCCGGAGUCCGAGAGCGAGUGUCCCUCUGACGACCAAAUCAUGCAACACGUUACAUCCGACGUUACCGAACUGUACCGGAGGAAACAUCAAACCGUAAACCAUCACCGGAACUCUGCCGGAACAUAUUAUCACACGCACGUGCCCAACUGUUACGAACAACAAACCCGAAUCCCGGCGACUUGUGCGUGCAACCUGCCGCCGCUUGAUCCCAGAUACUGCUAUUAUAAAGCGGUUCCUCAAGCCCAGGAAGGGAUAUUCAGAAGUUCUACAACUGUCUCACCGAAUUUGCGGACUUGUCAGGACACGAAAGCCGCCUCAACGGCCACGUUCAAGAAAUACCCGGUCACGGCAAGGACACCAAGAUAUUAUCGCGGCGUCGGCAGCCAAGUGUGUAAACGUCCUUCAGCCCUUUGUCUUCCGGUAACGUGUCAGCCCGAUCCUGCAGCAGCGUGCCAUCGUCCUCGAAAAGCGGCUCCAACGCCCACAGAAAUUCAGCAUUAUCGCGGUCAAGAAGCUGCCUACGCAAUUAACGACUACGUCAUGAGAACGACGGCGGUCAAGAGAACAGACACCCGUCCUGUCGAUUCCGAAGGAGACGUUCAUUCCAGAUUGAACGACCUGGAAAAUUUCCUCACCAGAUUCGACGACCAGGCCGAAGACGACGGCGACGUCGAGAUCGCCGGCGUCAGCGAAAUAUCGAAGAUUUUGAAGCCGAAGGUCCCGGCAUCGGUCAAGGCCAAACACCAGGACAAAAUUAUCAAACUAAGGGCUGUUAAAACGAACGUAACUGAAACAAUCACAACCCCCGAGAAAGUAAGUAAAUUAGAAGUAACGGAAGCGCCCGAAGAACCCCUAAACGUACUGUUACAAAAACUGAAUAAAGACAGUCCUAAGCCGAAAGAAGCGAAAAGCGAGAACGAAGUGAAACGCGAGUCGAAGUUUAAAACGGUAAUGGGGAAAAAUCGGCAGUUUUGCAUCGAACAGAAACCGCCACUGGACGAUAACUCGGCCCUGGAGUUGCACAAAUCGAAGAGUUACAUCGUGAGUCUGAUUGACAAAGCUUUGAGUCGGGAGCUGGGCACUGUUCCUGGCGACAAGUGUACGAGAAAAGAGUUUAUGACAAUGAAUCCGAAGAAGGCGAUCGAUUUGGUCAAUCGACACAGGUCCGCGAGUCAAGGUGCAGAAAAAUCGAUCAAUCUCGACGUCACACAGGCGAGUUCUUCCAAGAAGGACGAUCAGUGUGUUUGCAAAAACGAGGAGCCGUUGUACUUGAAGCAACUGAAACAACUCCGCUGGAGUCACCUGAGACACAUUCAGCGCGAAGCCAAACGUCUCGCCGACCUGGAACGCUUCCUCGACUCGUUCAGCGAAGGGGAGAGUCCGCCGUAAAAGUUUGAUAUAAUUUUUAUUUACAAAAUUUAUACAAUAAACAGCAGUCGUGUAAAAAAUC